This is a messenger RNA of Pomacea canaliculata, 4974 nucleotides long. Its product is annotated as ubiquitin carboxyl-terminal hydrolase 48-like. Gene Ontology annotation, molecular function: cysteine-type endopeptidase activity; cysteine-type deubiquitinase activity; protein binding. NCBI's taxonomy places the organism in Eukaryota, Metazoa, Mollusca, Gastropoda, Architaenioglossa, Ampullariidae. Gene Ontology annotation, biological process: protein deubiquitination. The record is from RefSeq and is a predicted model, not a curated record. Gene Ontology annotation, cellular component: cytosol; nucleus.
GGCAGCUGAUUUGUACGCGACGUGAGCGGUUGUUGUUCAACCGCUUGCGCACUGUGCCAACUUUCGAUAGCGACUGUUAAAUUUCAAACGUUCUCUUUUUACUUCUGAAAGUACGCAUUAUUGUUCGGCCACAAAAAAUUUUCAGUUCCAUCAUUUUCCCCGCUAUAUCAUCAGACUUCCUGAUGUAAAGAAUCAUGCCCCCAAAACUACAGCUUGAUAAAGCAGCCUGGCAGUGGGUGACUGAUGUUGUUGAUCCACAGGAGGUGACAAAGUCUCAUGUGGAUAUAGCAUACAGAUGUAACCUAAAGCCAUGUCCAAAAGGAGAAUGCAAACGGAACUGUAGAGGAAAUCCUUUCUGCUUGAAUGCUUUGGGAGAGAAGCGUUGGUUUGAGGACCUGGAUGAAAGCAGGUGGAAUGAUUUUGACCCGGAGAGUGAAAGACGACCAGAAGGUCACUUUGUUGGGUUGAAAAACUUGGGAGCCACCUGUUACGUCAAUACAUUUCUUCAACUUAUGUUUCACAAUGCAAGUGUUCGAAAUGCUCUCUAUCAAUGGCGUGAUCCAGACAUGCCCUCAGAUCCUGAUGCAGACUGGAAACCCACUUCAAUCUGUGGUCAUCUUCAGCUAAUUUUUGGCCUGUUAAAAUAUAGUAAACGAUUAUAUAUCGAUCCAACUCCACUCAUAGAGGCACUUGGACUUGACACCCAUGAACAGCAGGAUGCUCAAGAGUUUUCUAAGCUGUUCUUAACAGUGCUGGAAGGUGCAUUGUCUAGUGAACUGUUAGGACCAGGAACCAACAUUAUUCAGGAACAGUUUUCUGGUAUUUAUUGCUACAUCACAAGGUGUCAGAAAUGUGGAAGUGAGUCUAGCUGCCAAGCUACCUUUUAUGAGUUGGACAUCAACAUUUGUGGGCAUAAGUCUUUAAGUGCCUCACUUCAAGAUUUUCUAAAGGAAGAGAAGCUGGAAGGAGAGAACCAGUACAUGUGUGACACAUGCAGCAGCAAACAGAAUGCAGUCCGCUCCAUACGUCUGCAGACUCUUCCUCCUGUUCUUAACCUACAACUACUGCGCUUUGUUUUUGAUGUCAAAAAGGGACAGAAAAAGAAGCUGAACACUUAUGUGCAGUUUGGAGAUAUUCUUGAUAUGAGCAGAUAUUUAGAUCAGCCAGAUGGGACAACAGUGUAUGAACUUUCUGCCGUAUUAAUCCAUCGAGGUCCUAGUGCUUAUAGUGGCCAUUACGUGGCUCAUAUCCAGGAUUUGAAUUCAAAACUCUGGUAUCGUUUUAAUGAUGAAGACAUAGUAUGCAUGAAAGGACGUAAACUGCAGUUAGGAAAAGAGGAAGAGAUAACUACAGGAGAUCUUCCCGACAACUCAUCUGAAAAAACAGAAAAGGCACCAAGAGGUGGAAAGGGGCUCUAUUCAUCACGCAAUGCUUACAUGCUUGUCUACAGACUGAUUGAAGAAAAGAUAGAAAACGGAAAUCAUUCAAAGGAAGACCAAUCAUUAGCCUUAAAAGAUGAAGAAGGACAGAUGCUAACCUUCCAGAAGCUGUGACACUACAUAGAGAGAGACAAUGCAAUGUUUGAAGACUGGAUUCAGGACAUAGUUUUAACAAGAGAUGCCAACAUUUUCAGUGGCAAAGAACAACAACUGAGAGUUCGGGAACUAUACUCUGGUCUUAUUCGGCAGCUUCCAGAUGAACCUUUUGAGUGGUUUCCCAUAGACUGGAUUACCAAGUGGCUGACUGAUCCAGAGAAAGCUACCCAGAUUGACUGCUCCCAGUAUCUGUGCCCUCACCAAUGUCUUCAUCCUGACAUGGUUUCUAGGAUGAAAGCUGUCAGUGUUGAUGGGGCUUCAGAGCUUUACAAGAUCUUUGGUGGUGGACCAAGACUAAAUGGAAUUGGAGCAAUGUGUGAGGAGUGCGUGCGGCUGCGGUGCAAGGAGUUGAAGUUCAGGCAUAUGGUGGCUGAGGAUGGCAAGUUUUUAAACACAGCCCUCAGACAGGUGACACAAAGUCCAACAAUGUACUGGGUUGGCAAAGCCUCUCUACGCAGCUGGAAACGGCAUGCACUAGCCAAACUGGAUGUUCCUUACAGCGUUGUGGACACCAGCAGUAAUAACAAUGUUCUAGAGAAUGGAGAGAAGGAGGAGGAGAGACAUGUGGACUGUGACCAAGAGACAGGACAGGAGGACAGAAAUGGAGGGGAUAAUGGCAUGAGUGAUGGUGCACUGGACGAUGCUGACCUGAGUGGGGCUUUUAACUCAGAGAUAGUUUGCAAGGAACAUGGGGAACUGAUACCUGAUGAGAAUUGUCGUCGACUUGUGACAGAUGCUGCAUGGUCACGCCUGUGCUCCUACUUUCCUGACUGCCCUCAGUUUGACCACAGUUCACCUGUCUGCACACAUUGCUUGGAAAAAAUAGAAGAGGAAAAAGAGCAUCAUGACGUUACAAGACAGCUCUACUCGCGACAGAAGAGUGACCUGCACAUGCUUUAUCUUGGUAGAAACCGCCCAAAACCUCCUAAUCUGAAUGGUCAGCAAGUCUUUGUAGUCAGCGCAGAGUUUAUUGAAGACUGGAGAAAGUUUGUGCGGACAAGGGACACCAUGCGCAAGGGGCCACUGGAGGAGAUUUGCAAUACAAAGUUGUUGUGUGACCACAAAAAGCUACUGUUUCCAGUGGAGGAGGCAGAGUACAACACAGAGAAUGGUCUAGUGUUACUGUGGGAGGAGGAGUGGAGGACAUUAACAGAACACUACAGAUAUGACAUUGCCAUCGAGGUCAUGUCAGUAGAAGAAGAAAAUGGAAACCGAUCAACCAUAACUAUUCCAGAAACCUGUGAUCAGUGUGUGGCACAACGCUUGCAAAUGGAAGAGGAGCAAAAGUUCUCCUUUGACCAAGCCACAAUCUUUGUGCGUAAAGUCUUGCCUGAUGCUGUUUCCAGUCUAAACAGCCUUGACAGCGAGUCCACAAAAGAUGAUGAUGAUCCUGACUUUCAGGAGUCUGCUCAGGUAAAGCCAUCAAGUGAUGGAGAACCUUCACUUGCCAAGAGACAGAAACUGGAGGAUUCCGCCUUAAGAAAAAGCCAACGGCAUCGCAAACAACGAGGGGAGAAGGAGGUCAGAAUUUCAUCAGCAAUGACCCUAAAGGAGUUUAAAAUAAAGGUCAUGAAUCAGUUCUCCAUUCCUACCUUUGACCAGGUGCUCACUUUGGAUGGGCGGACCAUUACAGACAAUGAGGCCACUUUAGGGCAGCUGCGAUUCUACCCAGGCUGUUUGGUUUUGGUUACAGCGGACCAGCCCAGUCAGGACACUUCUUCAGUUAUUGAUGACAUUUUAUCAGCAAGAAGACCAGAAGAAGGCUUCAAAGGAACAAACCUCUUGAGCAGGUAGCCUCUUACAAGGGUUAUGGAGCAUCACCUUUCUGAAGCAUUGGGCUUCAAGUCUUAAAAAGAGUUGAGCAGAUCUGGCAGAGGUCGCUCUUGCAUUCUCUCAUUUUGGCCUUGCUCUGCAACACUGAUAAGAUGCUUACAGUGAGCAUUUUGCCUUCAAGGUAUACGAUCUUCAGUGUACAAUAUGUCCAGAAAUUUCUCAAGCAAUUCAGACAUUUGAAUGGGAAAUCUGACAGAGUCCCAUGUCUUUUUGCAGUGUAAAACCUGGAUUGUUUGGAGUUUUGUCCUUUCUUUUUUUUUUUGCAAGCUGUCCUAUGGACAGAGCAACUUACGGCAAUGUUCCAUUCAUUGCCACACAGUGACCCAGCACAGCCAUAGUAUGGCUUAUCUGAUGUGAAAUCUCUGGUCAAGAAUUUGUUGAAUGGAAAAGCCCUCCACAUGCACGUUUUCUGUAUUGUAUUGGCAUGCCAGAUGGAUGCCAUGUUUUCCUUGUUUUAUUUAUCCCACAUAAUAGAUGUGAGGGGGUAGGGGAAAAAAAUCAAUGCCUCCAUAAAAUAAAAAACUUCCUCGAUCCUGGCCUCCGAUGAUUUCAAGAAUAGAGUAACAUGAAAGGUAUAGAACCAGUUAUUUUACCAUACAAGCAUAUGAACAUGUGAUCAUAUGAUUAUAGUUUUUUUAACUAUAGAUAUAAUCAUGUGUGUGCACAUAUUUGAUAAACGUCUGAUCACUCAUUUUUGGAGUUCCUAUUAUACUCAUUAACACCUAGUUUGACAUCAGCUCAAGUUUGAGACAUGCUGAGUAGCAGAUCCUCAGUGUUUUCUGAACAUCUUGGGUAAAAUCUCAAGUACCAUCAGUGUGCGUUAAGGUUGGGCAUCCAACACAAAAGGCUUUAGAAAAAUGGGGAGUGGUGGUUGUGGUCAUACCUGGAAGUCAUUUUCUUCACAAUAGCCUCAAAAAACAAAUUUUCACAAAAUGUGACUUUCUAAUUCAAGGUCAUGUUCUCAGUUUGCUGGAAGACAUGUCCUGACAGUUGGCUUAUUCUGCAAGUUACAGACCCACUCAUAGCUGUUAACUUUUCCUGUUGGUUCUGUCACAGAGGAACAAGAACAGUAACUAAAAAGGCAGGAGCAGUGAACUUGUCCUAGUGAUCAGUGAAAUCCUACUUUUUAAACGUGCUGUAUCAGACAUGUAUGGUCAUGACUACAUUCAGGCUGCUAUAGGUGGAUUCAAAUACCUUUAUUAAACUAUGUAAACUAAACCCUUACAGCACCCAAAGGUUCACCUAGGCAAAAGUCAUCGCUAAUGAGAUUUCCAAUGAAAUGCUUUCUGCUGAGGUGGAUCCCUUAUGAAAUACUUUUUGUUGGGGUAAGUUGCUUUGAGCAAAAUCUGGUGAAGCAAACAAAAACCAAUCUUAAUGAUGUAUUAUAGCACUUCAUAACCUCAAUGGUUUAAUAUUGUCAUUUUGAUGGUAAACUUUUCUAUUCUCCAGUCAAAAUGAGGACAUAUGUUAGUACAUGGGGAAAUUGUAUUUAUGAAUGCUGAAGGAUGUGUUUAUGAUGUUCACAAUAUGCAUUCUUCGUAACAAA